UUAAAAAAAAUGACUAUUAGGAGGAAACGAUUGAAAUCCGAAAAAAAUAAAACUUAAUUCUUACAGAGAUUCCUCUGAACGCUUGUUACUUUAUAAAAUUAAAUCAUCAUCAAUAAAAAAGAUAAAAAAACUCUUUAAAAAAAAAGCAAGAAACUUGAAGACAUUUUUUUACCAGUAACGAUUGAUUUUCAAAUCCAUUAUUGGUCUGUAGAAACUGCGCCAAAAUUCUCAUGUCGUUAAAACGGACAUUGCAAAAAGUUCAACCUAAAACAUCCGCGUGGACCUCAUUUUUUAAGUCUUAUAGUUAUACAAAAUUACCCUUUUAUGCCCGUUUUGGUGUUUCUUUUAAACCUGCUCGAUACAUUCCGUUCGAGAACCAAAACGGAUGCAUGCAACUUGCACUGCAUGCCGUUCAACCCUCUUAUACGAAUUCAAGCCUUUUCGUUAAGAAAUUUAAUUGGAAAUGUUCCCAGUGCAAUUAUUUCAAUGAAAGCACCUUGGAAAACUUUUAUCCACCUAGCGUACGAAACGUCACUUUUUGUCAGAAAUGUGACGCGUUAUCUACAUUUGAAUCUUUUUUAUCAAACUUGAAAAAAGCUAAAAAUAUUGCCCUAUUAUUCAAUGUACCCUUCAAAUAUAACAUUUGUCUUAAAACGGUGAAGAGACACUAUCGACAACUUCAGAGUUGCAUUCACCCUGAUCGUUACGCAUCCACACCUGAGGAAGCGUAUGCGGCCAACUUAUCCGCUUUAAUUUCUUCGUGUUAUUCUAUUAUAACGGAUUCUUUACGCUGGGCUAGUGUUAUGUUAGAACAUUAUUCGCAGGAAGGACUUGUCAAGUCUUCACAUGAUGCACGGCUGAAUGGGACACUAUUGCAUGAAGUUUUUGAGAUUGAAGAACGGAUCGAAAAAUUAGUAAAUCAACAUGAAACGGAAUUAUUGUAUAGAAAUGUAUCUAACCGGCUUUUAAAAGAAAAGGAACAAUUAUGUCAUGUUUUUGAAUCUCACUUUUUUGAGGAUGCUGUGCGUUUAUUAGACCGAUGUCAAAUGUUUCAACAACUAGAACACAAAUUACUUUAUUUAUUGUCAUCCUAUAAGUCGUAAGAGGAGAUAUAAGUUUGUAAAUGAAUUGAAAUAAAUACACUUCAAAACGCGUAAAGCAUACUAUUUUAUUAUUAAACAAAAGCCUUUUAAUAACGUAAAAACCAGUUUUUUGGACAGGGUCUUGACGUUAGCAGAAAAACUACCAGCGCAAUGAAUUAUUUUUACAAUUUUUUUUUUUCAAAAAUGAAAUGAGAUUCUAGUUGAAAAAUCUUCAAAUCGUCAUAUUUUUCUUUUUAUUUAGAACAUUACAGUGUGGUAAAACAUGUAUUCUUAUUUCAAUGUAAAUAACUAUUUUUAAAUUUGGUGAAA
Messenger RNA from Hylaeus volcanicus, 1412 nucleotides. RefSeq names its product co-chaperone protein HscB-like. Gene Ontology annotation, biological process: protein complex oligomerization; [2Fe-2S] cluster assembly. Gene Ontology annotation, molecular function: ATPase activator activity; protein-folding chaperone binding. NCBI's taxonomy places the organism in Eukaryota, Metazoa, Arthropoda, Insecta, Hymenoptera, Colletidae. The transcript is spliced from 6 exons. Bases 231 to 1103 code for a protein of 290 amino acids. Gene Ontology annotation, cellular component: mitochondrion. The record is from RefSeq and is a predicted model, not a curated record.